Messenger RNA from Neopsephotus bourkii (Bourke's parrot), 3475 nucleotides. It is a transcript of the gene CUNH8orf33, whose product is annotated as chromosome unknown C8orf33 homolog. The coding region runs from base 813 to 2279 and encodes 488 amino acids. Lineage: Eukaryota; Metazoa; Chordata; Aves; Psittaciformes; Psittacidae. The transcript has 6 exons. The record is from RefSeq and is a predicted model, not a curated record.
AGGCUCUGCUCCGGCCGCGGCUCUGCCCACAGCUCCCGGGGGCUCUGUAAAGCGCUUUCCGUGGCACUUGUGCUGCCUUUCCCAGUUCCUGAUCACCUCCGUAUCCCCCUAAGGCAGGAUUGUUAAUUCACCUCCUAAUGCGCCGUAAGGUGUAUCUUGUUCACAGGCGGGCUUCUUUGAUUAGUAGGAGGCAGAAGGGGUGUAAAUACAACAGUCUGGAGGAUUUGUGUUCAGCAUAAAGAUAAAUUCUGUGUAUUGUCAGCGCUGUGCUGGUGGGAAUUUUAUACUGCAUUCUCUCCUUUUCCUUUAUUCUUUCCCAUAUUCCCAUCUAAUGGCUUGUUGUUCAGUUCUGCUACAGUUCUGCUUUUGUUCUACAGACGUAAUGAAAUUAUGCCAUAGAAUAAGCUUCACGAAAAAUGAGAAGUCUUUCACUGGGGCCUUUAAAAAGGGUAGAGUGGGGAAACAACCAACCAAACACCCCUAAAACCAAUAAAAUAAUCAGGAAGCCCUGGUUUGCCAUGAGGGGCUGGUUUACUGCUAGUUAGAGUUUGUUGUCUCUAAUUUUUGAGAUAAAGAGGGCUCAUUUGGUGCCCUCUAAAUAGGGAGAAUUGUAGGGCAUUUGUCCCACCCUGUGCUGUGUUGAUUUAUGGUAUAAAUUGAAAUGUGACAUGACACACUUCAAUCAUAACGCCAGAAAAGGGGUUAAUGACUCAUUAGUUUGAUCUCCUAUAAGAUGGGAGAGGAAAAACUCCAUUUUGGAAUCAGUUUUGCAAGCGAGAGAUUUGUGCUUCUUUUAAACACUGUGCCUUCCCAUGUCCAAGGGUCCCCAGGGCACUUUCCAAGAGAAGCUGCAGUGCUGCAUUUCACAGCUGGAGGCAAAUCUUCGCCUCAGCCCAACUCCCAAACAAGCAGAGGAGACCCAGUGCAUUCUCAAGGUCCUGUGCUCCCAUGACACCCCUUUUGUGAAUAAGCAAGAAGUGAUGAACCACAUGUUUGAGGAUAAUCACCUCAAGAUGGCUGACGAUCAGAUGUGCAUGGACAAAGCAGUGUCUUACAGAGGGAGUUGCAGUAGCAGUGGCAUCCACACAGUAGGAAACUGGCAAGUUGAUAGAAACGUUAUGCUUUCUUUCCUAGUCAUGAAACCUGGUGAUGUGGAAAUACAGCAGAGCAGUGGGCAGACUUCAGAUGGUGUGCAUGGGGAGCGAUGUGACCAAAUCUCCAAGGCAAAGCCAAAGUGGUUUAUGUCACCUGACAACAGCUUCCGAUUUGAUUUUACACUUUCUGACAGUGACCCAGAAGCAACUGGCACACCUUUGGAAACAGUCUCUGAUGUCAGUGAUGAUGAGCAGAUACAAACCAGUGUUGGAGCCACUGAGCAGGAGAAUGAAGCCUUGAGUUUUGCUGCCUCUGGACAAGAACCCAAGUUUGCUUUCAACUUCGCCAUCGCAGAUGAAGACUGUCCUCUGACUCAGUUAGUACCAGGAAGCCAACAGACAGACUGUACAGCAGAUCAUGAGGUGCUGGGUAAUUCUCUGCUUGCUGAAUCAGGAAGUAUGCCACAGAUUGCAGCCUUGCAGAAGCCUGAAUUGGCUCAAACUACAGGUAGUUCACCAAAAGAGGAUAGAAGCCAUGUCACAUUAAAGAUCCCCCAAUCAGAGACUGCUCCUGGAGAUGAGACAGUGGCAGAGAAAUCAGCAGAUGGAACUGCAAAGAAGAAAAAGAAGAAACAAAAAACAUCUGUCAGUAAAAAGGAUAUAAAAGAAACUGAGAUCAACAGGAAGGCAAGGGCAGAAGCCAGCAGAUGUCAAAAUGCAGGUACUUCCCACCAGGAUGAGACCUCUCAGCAGUCUAGGGACCAGCUGUGGAAGGAGGUGGACUGGUGUGUGGAACAGCUGGAACUUGGCCUGAAGACACAGAAAUCUACUCCAAAGCAGGUUGAUGAGGCUCUCCGUGCAAUCAAGACAUUGCGCAGUGACAAGGCUCCACUGGUGAAGAAGCGUCAACUCAUGAGAGCCAUGUUUGGAAACUACAGGAAGAAGAUGGAGGAGGAGCUGUGCAAAGAGCUGAAGCUCAUGGAAGCAGCUGUGAAAUCUGCCAGAGUUGUGAAAGUGAAGAGAAACAUCUGCAAGAAGAAAGGCCAGUUCAUCCGGAAGUGCUCAGAAGCUUGCAGGAAAAGCCAAGAUUCAGCAGGAUGCCUUUCAGAGUCACCUAGGACACUUAACACAGGCCCGUUCAAAUUCACACCUUCCCAAGAAGAGUUUCGCUUUAAUUUCUUGUAGGAAAGUCUAAAACUGUGGCUGAAACCUUUGCCAUAUAUCCUAUAAACCUAAGAAUAGUGGAAAGAUGCUGUGCAGUAGGAAAUGUUACCCAAAAAACUGUCUUUUCUAAAGUAAGGUUUGUCUUUCAGAAGAAGGUUAAGUUUCUGUGAAGAUUCAGCACAGAAGCAUCCAACUAUAAUGGCUGGUUGGAUGCUUCCACUCCGUGUGAGUCAAUGCAGCGUCUGGUACGCAGAAAGCCCUGGGCAGUGUGUGUCAGCACUGCCACCUAGAGUAGGAGUUCAGGGUCUUGGAGGAAAAUGAGUGAGAAUUCUUGCUCAUUCAUCUAUUCAGUUGAACAGGUAUAGACUUCAAAGACAAUUGCAAAUGCUGCUUUAAUCUAGCUUAGGGAUGGAAGGACAGUUGUUUCCAGACAGGGAUGGAUUUUUGUUGCUGAAGCCAGAUACUGGCCAGCUGGGAAGGUUGUACAAUUGGCUCUUGGAAAACAAGUUUACUGUAUAAGUAGCCCGUUUACAAUCACCAGUGACUCAGAGGCUGAAUCAGCUGCAUGCCAAGCUUGGGUGGUGGUGAAAUGAACUGAGAAAGCCCACUGACUCUUCUGCGUUGGAUAUGUAUUAAAUUUUUGCUACCUGAACAGUUGAAUGUGUCUUUCCACACAGUGGAGUUUCAGUGUUUCAAUACUACAACCCAUCUCCUGUGUUUAUGCAGAAAAUCUUCCUCUUUAAGCUUAAAAAAGAUGAAGGAACAGAAGUCCUUUAAAAGGAAAAAUGGUAUCAGGUGUCCCUGGGUGCAGUGCUCUCCUUCCUUUUUAUAGUCCAGUCAUCCUGCCUGAGAGACAAGAAAAGAGAGUGUAGGCAGGUUCCAGGAUAUACUGGGAGCAGCUGAGAUGGUGGAAAACGUUUGCUAGGAAAGGCUUCAAAAAACCUGAUGUUGGCUACAAAAAAGAAAUAAAAUACUAAGCUCUGAUACAGUUGGUUCCAUCUGUAAUAUUUUUUUGUUUGUUUUAAAGAAUGCUUGUCUAGCAUAAGGAGAAACUGAACCUGGGUAACAUACCUGAUGAGGAAAAAUAUACAGAGAAAACUUUUAAGUCUUCUGGAAAUCAGUAGGUGAGCAAAUUAAUUCUUUUGCUUGCCAAGGAGCACUGCUGGGACUUUGACUGUAUGGAACAACACUAUACUGUGGUGUGUUUUUUUAUUUCC